UCAAAUCCAACAAGCACUAGUUCUGAAUAACUGAACGCGUCCAUUUUCACGCCUUGUAUUUUUGUGUUGUUUUUGUGAAGUGCAUCAUGGAUCUUAGUUGCCGAGACGUCCGCAAAUGGUGCAAAGGAUUCUGGGAUCGAGGAACCAUAUUUUUCCAUUAUAAGUAAUGUGAAAAAUAUUGUUAAAGAAAACUGUUAGUUUGCGCGUCUUGCAUGUAAAUAUUUGUGCGCAGUUAGGUUCUUCGUUAAGUAUAAGUUACGUAUUUUCGUGACAUAUAUGGCUGUUUUGUGUUGGCUUUCCGAAAGCGCUGGUUUUAGUGAAAACAUUGGUGUGAUUUUCGCCAGGUGUUAAGACGGCUGCUGUGUUGACAUCCAACCUAGCAAAAGCUCAUUGAAAUUUUUAUUCUGUUAUGUGGCGGUAAUGUUGAACUCAUAUAAUUGAGUUGUAGUUGUCGUUAUUGAAGUUUUUACUUGAAGUGUACUUUCUGUUUGUGUGAUGUUAAGAAAUAACGUAGAAGGAUCCUUUACGUCAUGCAGGAGGUUGGUGCUGUGACGAGGGCAGAGAGUGACGCGGGGGCUAGUGAUGUUGUUGGCAGCGGCGCGGGAGAAUGUCCGGUAAGCCCGAGGGUCGCGUGGCACCGCCAGGUCUCCAGAAUGUGCUAGUGUACGUGUCAGGCGACGGGCUAUACCCCAGCAAUGGCUCCGGAGGCAGCUACCAGGCUGCGCCCGCCGUGAAACAACCAACUCAACCACCCAGGCUACCGCAACCACUACCGCAGUCACAACCACAGCAACUGCCAUCACAACAGUUCUACAACGUCCAACCGUCGCAACCUCCGGUGCCACAGAACGGAUAUCAGUACAGUGUAGCCAACUACAAUGGGCAGGGAGUGCGGACUAACCCAGUGAUGGGCGGAGAUGUGGGGGGCAAUGUGGUGUUUCCGAGAGGCUCAGAAGCGGAGUCUCCAUGUAGUAGCUUGAGUGACCAGGAUAGUGUUAGUGUGAGUGGAGGAGUUCCUACAUAUAAAUCGCCACUGUCCGUAGCGGUUCCCAUCGGCUGGAAACGGCUUCACACCAAUGGAGCAGUCAUCUAUGUCAGCCCCAGUAACACGGCGCUCAGCUCUUUGGAUCAAGUGAAGGCCUAUCUGCAGACGCAAGGAACUUGCAAGUGCGGUCUCGAGUGCCCUCUAAACUGUGAUAUAGUAUUCAACUUUGACCCUAAGGUGGCGACGAGGCCGUGGACGACGACGUCAAGCGCUCCAGUGGGCGACCUGACAAAACUUUGCAAUCACAAGCGGAAACAAUUAGCGUUGGCGGCCAACUUGGACCAUCACCUCGAUCUCAACAGCAGAGACGGAGGAAAGAAAAAGAAACGCAAAAUGGUGGGAGGAUACAGUGCGUCAGUAUCUCAGCUGUUGGCUCAGCGUGAGAGGGAUCGAAGCAAAGAGACACAACAGCAGGGCUGGUCUGAUGUUGGAAGAGAUGGUUCUCCGAUGAUGGCGCAGAUGCAACAUCAAAGUCCUCAGAGUAGAGCUGUCUAUCCUCCAGCCUAUAACUCCGAGAGCCACAGUCAGCAGCAGUUCUACCGAUAUGCACCGAACUGCUUACCUCAGCAGCAAGGGGAGUUGAUGGGUGGGGUUGUGGGUGGAAGUGGGGAAAGCUAUCCUCCUGGUGGAACAGGAUAUACCCAGCAACAGAACUGUUCCGGUCAUAUGAACGCUGGUAUGAUGAUGGGUCAUCAGUACCAGUACCAGCAGAGGAUGUGUCCAGGUCAGGAUGGGCAAGGGAUGGAACAUCACUGUCAGCAGAAACAGCAGAACCAACAGCAAAUGCUGCAUCAGCAGCAGCACUUUCAGCAGCAACACUUUCAACAACAACCACAGCAGAUGUCACAACAUAUGAUGCAGUCAAAUUCUCCGAGGCCACAAAUGCAGCAUAACAUGCAUCAACAAAUGAUGAAUCAACAAAUUCAAUCUCCUCAUCAGCAUUAUGAAAGGAUGAUGGGACAACCAACAGGACAAUUCCAGUACCACCAGCAGGAGCAUAAACAGAUGCAGAUGAUGCAACAUCAACACUGUGUGAGUAAACAACCAAUGCAGAAUCGCGAAAACUACCAAAGGGCAGAUAUUCCACAACAGGUUCAUCAGAUGCAGCAAGGUAUGGUUUUGCAGACUUCACAAGGUCAGGUUAUGCUACCCCAACAUACAAUGGUUUUGCAACAGCCGCAGCAGCAACAACAACAACAGAAUUCAGGAAUGCAAGUUUCACAAAGUCAGACGAUGAUUCAAGGAUCUACAAUGGUGGUUCAGAGUCCAAAUCCAUCAAUACAGCAAAACCAUCAACAGAAUCAGAUUUUGAUGCAACAGCAUUCUGCACAAGUUCAGCAAGGUGUUCAAGUGCAAAUACCGAAUCAGCAAGCUGUUGUAUUACAAAACCAUCAGCAACAAAAUGUAACCCAGGUUCAAAGUAACUCCUCGAACAAUAACAUGUGUUCGUCCCCUGCCAUGCUGAUGCAUCACCAACGUCCAGCCCCACCAUGGCAGACUAACCGUAACAAUCAACUUACAAAUCAAAAUGCUGUGAUAAACCAACAACAACCACCACAACCCCAUAACCAACAACAACCACAACCUCACAAUCAACAACAGCAAUCUCCACAGACGCAAGUAAUGCAGUCGAACAUGUUUGACAGAGUUCCUCCACUACAUCAUCACUUGCCUUCUGCUCCUGUUUGGAAUGAUGAGAGGAAAAAGGCAGUAGCUAAAAUGCAAGGAAAGCCAGCGGCACAUUUAAAAAAUAAGAGGCCGCAUUAUAUGGCGGAUCAUCACCAUCACAAUGUGGGAGCUAGUAGUGAACAACCUUGCCCUAACAUCGAUGUAAGACAUCUUCCUCAGGAGCAGAACAAAAUGCCUCCUAAUCAAUCGCAGCCAUUCCCGAGUACCAAUAUUCCUUCAUUUAUGGAGGACCCUAGUGGAUAUCUUGCCCAACAGACUGCUUUAUUGAAUAGUACAAUAUCACGACAGACGGGUAUGAACGGGAGUGGUAUCAAUAUAAUCUGCCAAAGUCCUUGCAACACACAGGUCAAUGAUCAAAACUCGAAUCAAGGACAAGUUGUGAUCAAUCUACCCACAAGUACCUGUUCACCACUUGGAAACCAGGGAGUACCUCUGCCGAGUAAUGUGAUGCUACCGAACCAACAGAAACAGAACUUUGUCACCAGAGUUAAUACCAAUACCAAUCAGGGAAAUAACAGUAUUAAAGUUUACAGGAGUAAUUCUGUGUCAUCCUCCGGUUACCAGAGUCAAACUCCAAAUCAUACACAGCCAGGUAUGCCAGACAGCAGUGGGGUUUCUCCUGACCGAGGAAGGUGUUCUCAAGGUUGCAGUACAAAUAAUGUUGACGGUUUUCUUCUUCAAAAUCAAAAUCAAAGCCACCAGUCAGUUCAAAACACUGUUACUGCUGUUAAAUUCAACCCCGAAGACAGUCCUGUAACAUCAUCGACCUUUUUAGAUAAUCGUCAACCGGUACAGUCUGUAUCAACGCCUGACAGUAGAGGGCCAAUCCAAGGAGGCACAGUCAGUACAAGUAACAGAUCCCCAAUAGAAAUGGUCGCCAGGAUUCCACCAGAUGAUCCGUCUCCCGGGAGAACGCCUACACCUUCUUCAACUCAAAACAGAAGAUUAGACGCUUCUCCAGAAUCAUCCAUGUUUAUUUCCACCUCAUCACCCUUCACAUUGGCAAAUGGUAAUACAAUCAUUUAUCAACAGCAAACGCACUCGAAUCCAAAUUCAAGGCAAGAAACCUCAACACCUAUUUCACAAUCACCAAAGCCACAACAACAACAACAACAACAGCAACAAAUCAAUCUGGUGCUACAAGACGUACAUAUGCAGAGAAUGCCAACAAUAGUGACGACAAUGGCAAGUGGUCACACAGUAAGCAGUAACACGAUCACUUCUGUGUUGGCUGGCCGAGCCAACACGGCAACAGUCACUGUUAACAAUCAAACGACAACAGCACCUCCAACAAUUCCACCUCCAGUCUUGACAAAUCAACAGAUGCCUCAGGUGUCAGUAUCAAAAUCUCCACUGGAGAUGGUGCAAAGUGUUGUCAGCAGUAUUCAAGUUCCUCCAAGCUCAACAGAACCCGUUUUGAAACCAGCAACAGCCCCCAGUCUUCCACCUGGUCAUAUUUUAAUGUCUAGUAAUGGCCAGCUCAUCGUGACAAAUACGCAAGGGGCAAUUUUAUCACCCCAACAGAAUCUGACAAAGAUAAACACCUCGAUGCCACCAAUGUCCGGAGUCUCUACAAUUGUCACGAGUGUGACCGGAGCGGUAACACAAGUCAUACCUGCUGUAGGAGUCACUCAGCAAGUACUAGGCCAGCCUACAGUUCUUGUUAAUACCUUGCCCGCACCAUUACUUUUUCAACCAGGUGUGAUGACUGUGGACGGAACUAUGAACACGGUUCAGAUCCCCCAUCUUGCCGUGGCCACUGGAAAUGUGCUCCCAGGACAGAUGGUAGAUGAAUCUCGAGUUAACAACAGUAAUGGUGCUUUCUCCCCGAGAAAUCAACCGGUUCUUUUGUCACCUGAAGGAUCCAACGGGAAGAAGAAAGGAAAUGUGAAGAAAAGAAAGGUAUCACCUCAAACAGUUGCAUCGAUGUUGCAUAUUGCUGCCCAACAGAACUCUCCCACCGCUGGUGCGACUGGAAUGGUUGUUCAACAACAACAGCCGCAACAGAACUUUAGCCCUCCAAUGCUUCAAGCUUUAACGAUUUUGCCAAGCAAAACCGGUCACUUUGGUGGUACUCAGCAGUUAAUUGCAACAGGAAAUAUAUUGCAACCUUUAAAUCUCGUGCAAAAUUUCCCUACAAUACAACAGUUUAUCGUUCCUGCAGGACUUGGAGGAAUGGUGAUGGCCACUGGGGACGGAACGGCAACUCUACUGCAAGAUACGGUACAGUUAAAUGUUCUGACUCCCAUGCAGGGACCUGGAGGCACGGUGUUCGGCCACACCAGUGGUCAGAGCAUUCUGGCUGCAGGUCCAGCGGGGAUGGUCAUCAGAACCCCAACAAACUCAAACCAACAAACGGGGAAGGUUCAGCUUCACCCACAAAACAGCUCUGGUAAUCAGUUUAUAGCGAACUCACCUAAUCAGUUCCUUAUGAAUAACCCAGCCUUCAGUGGUCAGUUGAGUCCAAUGUUGGCUAAUGUCAGUCCGACAAACCAACAGAUACAUUCAUUUAACACCAAUGGGGGAAAUGGCCAAGGGAGACCGAAUCAAACUCACCAAGAGUUUAUACAGUGUGGACAGACCCUAAUGGUUCCUUGCUCGAUAGCGCAAAAUUCCUCAUCACAAAACACAACGGUGGUGCAGCAGAACACAACAAUAGUGCAACAACAGACUACAAUGGUUUCAAACAAUCAACAGAAUAUGGAUCAGAACCCUGGUCCUUCCACUUCGUCCUCAUCUAGUUUAAGUUUGAACCAGCACAACUUUAUAUUGAACAACACAGAUGGAAAACAACAGAACUUCAUCUUGACAACAGACCAGAAAGGGCAAGGUGGAUUCAUUCUUAGUCCGAAUCCAGAUAAACCGGGAACUCAUAUCAUCUUGAACACGGAUAAAACUCAGUAUGGCGGUCUGAUAAUCAGCCAGGAGAAACCGAACCAGAUGUGUGGAAAUUUUAUCUUGAGCAAUUCUAACAUGCAACAAGCUGAGAAGACCUCAAAUAACUUUAUUAUAUCUGGAGGAAGUGUGUCCGAAAAGCAGACAAUGAACCGGUUUGCUAAACAUUCGGUUUCAACUCAGACAGCAGCAAAUCAACAGGUUCUUCAAGUUUCAUCCACUCCGGUACCGACUGCCUUAGUAGUUGCCACCAGUAACACGUUCUGUCAGACCUCCACAGCGCCAUCCUCGUAUUCCGGAAGUCCUCCUGAUACUACAACGCACAGUCCUGUAGACGGAGGAACUUCUCAGAGUCCGGGACUUAACUUGGAAGCGCCCUCCAGUUCUGUUACUGUCGGAAGUACUGAUGACUUGUCCAGCCCCACUUCGUCCAGUGACCCCACCCGAUCACAACCCAUGGUGCAUUGUGUUUCCAGUAGCAAUGAACAAGACCCGGACUGGAAGGAGAAUCCUGCUACAAGCCCAGCUAUGUUCUCACCACCAGCCAACAGCAUGGAGAUGGUUUACAACAGAGGUACAGGCACCAUGAAGAACAUGUCGAUGAGCUCUUACGUAGAGUCUUCUAGUGCUACGAUGCAGACAUACGAUAAUGAGGGACUGCUUAAGCGUAGCAAUGAUGGGGAGAUGGUAGGCAGGCAGAUGUAUGACUACAGCUCCUUGGCUCGUUCCCGAUCACACAAGCGCAAACACCCACAAGUCUGUGUGGACAGUGAGACAAGAAUACACACGUCCACCCUGUCUCCACAUGACGAGGACGACGAGGAGGACAGUGAUGCCUGGUCGGUGUCAUCACCAUCGGGCGGGGGCCCAGGGGCGGGGGACCUGGUGUGGGGGGCGGCUCGGGGCUUCCCCUCCUGGCCCGGCAAGCUGGUGGGGCCAGCCCCCACCCCAGGCCGAGUGUGGGUGCGGUGGUUCGGAGGCCCUGGGACCCUCUCUGAGGUCCAUCCCGGCCGACUCAAGACCCUGUCCGAGGGCCUGGAAGCACACCAUAGAGAACGGAAGAAGUUCAGGAAAAGUCGUAAACUAAACAGUCAGUUGGAGAACGCGAUACAGGAGGCCAUGGCAGAGCUGGAUAGAAUGAGUGAGACCCCCCAGCAAGGGGCCCCUCUGCCUCCGGCCACGACUUCCGCUGCUCACCACACCACGGUGCAGGUGUCAGCGAGGAAACGCUAGAACGCAUCACGUCCGUACAUAACAGCUUACACAACAUUAAUGCCAGAAAUGCACACCGAGGAUCUAUUUGUUUUAAAAAUGUAUAGCUCAUUUUAAUUUUACGAAAAUCCUUAUUGUACUUUGAAAUGUUAUGUAAGUAUUUUAGUGUAUACGAAGCACUCUAAUUUUUGUCGUACACUUGCAUGUUUUGGUUAUAGUUAAAAAAAUAUAUAUAAUAGUUUGGUUAACUGUCUCCUUAUUUCAGAUUUUUAAUUAUGAGCUCUGAAUCAAGGCUGUGGGUAAACAAUUAAUUCGUAAUUAUCGUUGAUUUUAUCUUGAAGCCAACACGCAUUUCGAAUUUACAGUUUUGAAUACAACAAAUUAAUUUGUAGGUGCUCAAAACAUUUGUAUCCUAAUUUAACGAAAUACUUUUUUGAAGUCUUCCAAGGUCUCCUCACAGCGUCUUCCAAGAAAAUUUAUUAAAGUUUCAUUUAGAAGUGUGAAGACAGAUUUUUUUUCGUAUUAUUAAUAACAGUUACGUAAUUCAAACAAUGAUUUGGUUUCAUGAAACGGAAUGAGGAGACAAACAGUUCCAAAUAUGUUUAUUCAAUAAGCGUGAAUAUAUAAAUAUUACUCAAUUUGAAAUUGAGUAGUCAAAAGUUGUUUCAAAAACAACAUGAGUGUGUGAAAAUUCUGAGCUUUAAAACGUCUGUUACUGGAUAAUUUGAUUACUAAGCUUAGGUCUAAGAACUAAAAAUCUCACAUAUUUAUAGUUUAAGUAAACAAAAAAAAUCAAAUCUUUGUUGUAAAUUAACAUUUAUUUUGACAUCCAUAGUAAAUUUAUUUGUGAUAUUUUUCCUUUUUAUUAUUAGUUUUAGAUUUUAUUUUUAUAUGUACUUUUUGUUGAAUUGUUUGUAAGUGACUCUCUUGUAUCAUUUGUUCUAUUUAUUGUGUUUACAUCACUUUCAUAUCAAUGAGUUUAAAUUAACGUUUAUGUAAUAAUUGUAAUGAUCAUUGUUUGCAAAAGGGAAGAAAUCACAUUUUAAUUUAGUUCAUGUUUAUUUUGGUGUGCAUUGUGCUCUUGCUUUAAUGCAACUAAAUGUGAGAAACAGUAUAUCGACUCACCCAAUAAUUUAAAAGUUUAUGUUGCCUUCUGUUACUAUCAUCGUUGUAAAGUGUGCUUUAUAAUUUAGCUUAAGUUAUGCAGUUCUGUGGUGAACACUGCAACUCAGAUGCUAGCUUAGUUUGAUGUGCUUGCAACAAAUGUGUGUAUGGUCUGAAGCAUUGUGACAGAUUAUUUUUGCUAAGAUUGUGUAAGUGAAUGUGUACAUCGAUUACGGAGACACAACGAUCCUGACCUCGACUGUUCGUUGGAGACUGGAGAUUCACUAACUGAUCAAAUCAACAAAUGCACUAUUGAUUUAGCAAUGUUACAUUGAAAUGGGUUUGAAGUAAACGUUCAACUUAAUAUUAAUUUUGAUCAUUAAAAGUUUCAUUGGUCAAUUUAGUUUAAAUAUUUAUCAAAAAUAUUUGCUACUUUGUGAACAAAUCACAGCUGUUUUGACAGCAGGACAUUUUCUAUGACAAUAGUGUAUUUUUUUCAGUUAGCUGUGAUUGCCUUUGAAAAAACUUUUAAACAACUGAUUUGAUGCUCCUCUCACCCACAGUGUGUCGUUCUGUAACAUUAGUUUGUGUCUUAUGCAAUAAAAUGCAUCAGUAAUCCAGUAGCACUGCUGGCACAAAGUUCUCGUAAUCCAGGCUGUCAUUGACAAUCCACUAGCACUGCUGUCACAAAGUUCACGUCAUCCAGACUUUCAGUGACAUUUAGCAACAGGAAGUAUGACUCAUUGAGUAUUUUUCGAUUUAUUAUGGAAGAAGGAAAGUAUUAAGAACGUAUAAUGAAGUUUAUUUUGGUCCCCGAUAAGGAGAGCUCGUCCAAAAAUAGUGGGCUACAAUAAUACAGAAGUACCUAUGAGAUGAUUUUAUCUUCCAUAGUGAUGGGAUGCCCGAACGGUUUUUAUAACCGACUAACCAGUCAGUUAUUUCUGUCGUUAAU
Messenger RNA from Homalodisca vitripennis (glassy-winged sharpshooter), 8897 nucleotides. Its product is annotated as methyl-CpG-binding domain protein 5-like. Gene Ontology annotation, molecular function: chromatin binding; DNA binding. The transcript is spliced from 10 exons. NCBI's taxonomy places the organism in Eukaryota, Metazoa, Arthropoda, Insecta, Hemiptera, Cicadellidae. Bases 608 to 6862 code for a protein of 2084 amino acids. Gene Ontology annotation, cellular component: nucleus; chromocenter. The record is from RefSeq and is a predicted model, not a curated record.